AUGCCUACUACUUUUUCCACCCACAGCAUGUCCUCUGGAAGCAUGCAAGGACCCAGGGGAAGACGCCUGCUUGCCUUAAGCAGUUCUCAGGCAGUGCCAAGUAUCCACAGGGCUAGAGGGGACAUGGCUAAACUGUCAUAUGGUGAUGGGCAGGCAUUUAUGGACACAAAUAUUCUGCACAUGAAUGAAAAGGGCACCAUGAAAAAUCUGAAUGACCGCCUGGCUGCCUACCUAGACAAAGUGCUGUCCCUUGAAAAAUCUAACAUGCAACUGGAGCAGAACAUCCAAGAGUACUACACAAAACAAGCAUCAACUGGUACCCCUGAUAUGAGUGCUUAUUUCAAUGAGAUGACCCAGCUAAAGUCUGAGGAGGCCAAAGUAUUAGUGAAUGGAGUGGUGACACAAAAUUUUAACAUCCGGAAAGGUACUACACAAGGCAACAGUGGUGCCAACUUGGAGAACUUCCUGCCUGGUCUGCUGGCCCACCUGAUACAGUCUCCCCCUGCCUCCNCGCACACGCGCGCAGCUUAG
Messenger RNA from Thamnophis sirtalis, 531 nucleotides. NCBI's taxonomy places the organism in Eukaryota, Metazoa, Chordata, Lepidosauria, Squamata, Natricidae. The record is from RefSeq and is a predicted model, not a curated record.